AUGCACAAUUCUGAAAUUCUUCAAUUACAACAGCGGCUCCUUAGUGAGCAGGAUGAAGAUCUAGAUAGAUUAAGCGAUGCUAUAGGACGUCAGAGAGAAUUGGGAAUAUUGAUCGGUGACGAACUGGCUUAUCAAGUUGAAUUAUUAGAGGAUACAGAGGACAUGGUCAUUCGGACGGAAAGAGUCCUAGACAAAGCAAAAAGAAAUCUCGCAAAAAUCUCAAAAAAAGUUAAAAAUAAUGGUCACAUAUGUGCAAUUUUUUCAUUAAUCCUCAUAUUAAUUGUUGUUAUAAUCGUCCUUGUUAAAUAG
Molecule: messenger RNA, 309 nt
Organism: Cetraspora pellucida
Lineage: Eukaryota; Fungi; Glomeromycota; Glomeromycetes; Diversisporales; Gigasporaceae
Source: the annotation of a GenBank genome assembly